CGCGGCGCAGUUGACAGGUGGGCGGGCGUAGAAGGCGGCGCACUGCUGCGGCGUCCGCUGCGACGAGCGGUUGGGCAGGCAGUUGCUCCGGUCGCCGUCCCGCGGCACAACGCGCGCGCAAGCCGGCGGCUCGCCCGUGAAGAAGUUGUAGGCGAACGUGAAGUUCUUGAGGCGCGGCAGGUUGCAUAUCCCCGGCGGUACCGCGCCGGUGAGCAGGUUGUGGGUGACGUCCAGCUGCUCCAGCUUCCUCAUCAGGGCGAGCUCCGGCGGCAGCGGGCCGGCGAGCUGGUUGAAGCUGACGUCGAGCACGGUGAGCUCCCGCAGCAGGCCGAUCUCCGGCGGGAAGCAGGAGGAGAGGCCGUUGUUGAUGAGCAGGAUCUCGUUGAGCGUGCCGGACAUGUUGGCGACGCUGGCCGGGAGGCAGCCGCCGAAGGCGUUGUGCGCGAGGACGACGACGGACGCCGGCGAGUUGCCGAAGUUGUCCGGGAGCUGGAAGCGGAGGCGGUUGUGGUUGAGGAAGAUGGCGUCGAGCGGGCGGUCGAAGAGGCGCGGCGGGACGGCGCCCUCGAAGUCGUUGAAGCGGAGGUCCAGGAAGCGCAGCGCCGGGAGGUCCAGGACGACGUCCGGGAACUUGCCGACGAAGCGGUUGUUGCUGAGGUCGAGCUCGUGGAGGAGGCGGAGGCGGCGGAGCGCGCGGGGGAGGACGCCGCAGAAGCGGUUGGAGUUGAGGUGGAGCAGGGCGAGGUCGGCGAGGAGGCCGAGCUCCGGCGGGAGGAAGCCCGCGAUGUCGCCGUGGUUGAGGUCGACCCCGGCGACGGCGAGCGCGCCGCGGCGGUGGGUGCCGCCGGAGGGGAGCGGCGCGCAGUAGACGCCCGUGUAGUUGCACACCCCCGGGCCUACCCAGUCGGCGGUGAGGUUGUUGGGGUCGGAGAAGAUGGCCUGCCGCUUCCACGUCUGCAGCGCGACGUACGCGUCCCGCAGGCGCCGGCUCGGGAACCGCCACGACGGAUCCACCUCCACCGCCACCGUCGGCCGCCCCUCUGAAGCC
Molecule: messenger RNA, 1048 nt
Organism: Zea mays
Lineage: Eukaryota; Viridiplantae; Streptophyta; Magnoliopsida; Poales; Poaceae
Source: RefSeq